CACAGUUUCCGUCGAAACAAAGCCCCAAAUGCAGAUUCCAUCCAAAUUUCACCCUUUCUUCAAGGUUCGAACACAGUUGAGGUGAGCUCACAUUCCAAAUAAUUCCGGUGCCGAAAACUGAUCGUUUCGAAUUCCGUCGAAAGGCUUAGACGGGAUUCCUUGGACUACGAGGCAUGUCUGGUUCUCGGCCUUCACUUGUUUUCUCUCGUGAGUUUUUGUGCCCAUCAGCUUAAGCACAGAUAUCUUUAUCAGACUCAUGGAUGGGACCCUUGUGAAGCAUCAAAGAGUCUGCAGUCGAUAUCUGUUCGCUAAUUUUAUAUAGAAGAUUCUUCUGCGCUAUUUUGUCAGUUUAGCUUAAGACUAAAUAAAGAUCACUAGACUGAGCUACUGGAAUGGAUCCUAAUUCAUCCCAGAUUCGGAAUGGGAACACAAAAGAGAAAGCAAAAAACUUGAUGUGGACGAAUGAAAUGGACCGUUGCCUCACAAAGGCUCUUGUACUGCAAGUGAAAAAGGGAAACAAAAUUGAUAAAAGCUUGACAUCCUCUGCAUAUGCAGCUGCCGUCGCGGUUUUAAAUGAAAAAUUUGCACUUGACUUGAACAAAGAGCAUAUUAGAAAUCGGCUCAAAACAUGGAAGAAGCAAUAUGGUGUAUUAAAGGAGCUACUUGCUCAAAGUGAGUUUCAGUGGGAUGAGAGACAAAAAAUGGUUGUUGCAAAUGAUUCUGUAUGGAAUGAAUACAUCAAGGCAAAUCCUGAUUCCAAGGCUUCCCGGCCCAGUUUCUUAGAAAAUUAUAAUGAUUGGUGUAUGAUAUUGGGUGAUUAUCAGCCAACUGUGAGCUCUUACAGGACCAAAGUUGAAGUUGAUGUGGACUUGCCUAUCGAUGAUGAGCAUGUAGAGAAUGCUGAUGUGGUUCAGAUUUGCAAUGGCAGCUUAAAAGAGAAGGGUAAAAACAUGAUGUGGACAAUUGAAAUGGACCAUUGCCUCACGAAGACUCUUGUAGAUUUAGUAAGACAGAGUAAAAGAAAGGACAAAGUUUUGAAUAAUGCAGUGUAUGCAGCAUCUGCUGCCACUUUAAAUGAAAAUUUUGGGCUUGACUUGAUGGGAGACCAUGUAAGGAAUCGGCUUAAAACCUGGAAGAAACGGUAUGGGGUUCUGAAGGAACUUCUUUCUCAGAGUGGGUUUGAGUGGGAUGAGACACAAAAGAUGGUUGUCGCGAAUGAUUCUGUAUGGAAUGACUACGUCAAGGAACACCCGGAUGCGAGGGCUAUCCGAGGGAAAAUCAUUGAGAACUAUGAUGAGUUAUGUAUUAUCUUUAGCAAUGAUCAGGCAUCCGGAAGUCAUUCCAGAAAUGGAGUUGACAGUGAAGAACAUGUUGAAGCUGCAGAUCAAUUUAUGUCGGUGUAUAAUGAUAUCAACCCUGGUGAUGUAGGGGAUGGCAUGGAGGAGUCAUCCCAGCAGACUGGAUCGCAACCUGCUUCAUCAUCACGCUCCAAAAGGCCCUUAAAGAGAAAACGUGCCAACAAUAUGAUGUUGGAAACCAUGAGUGCUAUGGCUGCAAAUAUUGGAAGGAUAGCGGAUGCACUGGGCCAAAAUAGCAAAACGGUGAACUUGGACGAAUUGUUUGAUGUGGUUCAGAAGAUUCCAGGUUUUGAUGACGAUCUUAUUAUUGAAGCCUGUGAAUAUCUCUCCGUUAACGAGAAGAAGGCUAUGAUGUUCUUAAAGCUAGAUGACAGGUUAAGAAGAAUAUGGUUGUUAAAACGAUUACAUGGUCACCACAGUGGCUAGUAUACUACGCACAGGUUCUAGCGUCGGAUUGUUUGGUGCUCAUUGUUAAUGUGGAUGAUAUGCACAUGAUUUCCCUCCACCGCAUGGACUCUUCUAUAGAUU
This is a messenger RNA of Telopea speciosissima, 1886 nucleotides long. RefSeq lists its product as uncharacterized. NCBI's taxonomy places the organism in Eukaryota, Viridiplantae, Streptophyta, Magnoliopsida, Proteales, Proteaceae. The coding region runs from base 393 to 1784 and encodes 463 amino acids. The transcript has 6 exons. The record is from RefSeq and is a predicted model, not a curated record.